UUACAGAAAACAGAAUACAGAGUUUUUCAAUUUUUUUACCUCGUCUAGUUAGGCAGAUCUAAAACAUAAGGUUAAAGACAAAUUCCGGUUGACGAAUCACCAAUUAAAAACAAGCAUUAUGUCGAUCCGAAAAAUAUUGGUAGCAACUAAACCAUUGUCCAGAAGUAUCCAUGGAAGCAAACCUCUGUGUGAAGAUGCUCGUUUGAAAAAUUUAAAAGAAUGGCAAAGAAAAUUCCAAGUACCUGAUGGUGUACCUGUUUACCUGAAACGUGGAAUGACAGAUCGACUUUUGGUUGGUUUUGUAGUCAUAGGUACAUUUGCUGGACUUGGAAACUCCUUCAAGUAUUUGUAUGAAGAAGUUAUUAAACCAUGAAUAAUAUACAAAUGUAGAUUUUACAGUUAGUUUUGUAAUUAUAAUAAUAAUACACAGUGAAGAAAUCUUGUAAUAAAUUAUGUAUUAUUAUUGAAAAGAUAUUGUGAAUUUUCUUUACAUCAGGUUAAUAAAAAAAAAAAAUUAUUUUAAAAUACAUAUUAA
Messenger RNA from Melanaphis sacchari, 535 nucleotides. RefSeq lists its product as uncharacterized. The coding region runs from base 119 to 373 and encodes 84 amino acids. The transcript is spliced from 2 exons. The record is from RefSeq and is a predicted model, not a curated record. Gene Ontology annotation, biological process: mitochondrial electron transport, cytochrome c to oxygen. NCBI's taxonomy places the organism in Eukaryota, Metazoa, Arthropoda, Insecta, Hemiptera, Aphididae.